AUGGCGGGCGCUUCACAAAAUUCACUCAUCUCCACAACACGGGCAUCAGACAGUUCGCCCUCGGUACAACUGCACCCGCUGGUACUCCUCACCAUUUCAGACUGCAUUACGCGACACACUCUACGACGACAGACGGGUCCAAUAGUAGGGGCGAUAUUAGGCUCUCAAGAUGGUCAGAAUGUCACCAUGGAGGUUGCUUUCCAGGCAAAGCUCGACAUCAAUGCGGACGGAGAUGUAGCGCUCGAUGAUGAGUGGUUCAGUAAACGUUUGGAAGACUUCAAGGACGUUCACAAGCAACCACAACUUGACCUGGUGGGCUGGUUCACCUUGGGCGCAGUUUCAGGCCCAGAGCCUCACAUUCUCCCUAUACAUUCGCGCAUAUCAGAGCUGUAUACAGAGUCGCCCCUCCUGUUACUCUUCCACGCAGAGACGGCCUUCUCCGAAGCAACCGCUGCUGGCAAACUACCCCUCACCCUGUACGAGUCAAUAUCGGUCUCGACAACUAGCGAGCCAAAUGACAAGGCCAUGGACAUUGAUGGCGCAGUGCAAGCCAAGUCUACAAAGUUUCGGGAGCUUGUAUAUUCGAUAGAGACUGGGGAAGCUGAGAUGAUAUCCGUAGACUUUGUUGCCCGCGGAGGUGGCAAUGCUACGGCUGUGGAAGGCUCGACCGGCGGUCCUAGUACACCGAAGAACGGCUCUCCCAACGCCGAUGACGUUGCUGCAAGGCGACUACUUCGAGGCAAGCAAAAGGAGAAGGAAAAGGAGCAUGAGCAAAAUGUUGACGACUCGACUGUUAUGACGGCAGAGGAUGACGAGAUACUCUCUUCACUGACGGCAAAGAUGAAUGCCAUCCGCAUGCUGAGCCGUCGCAUAGCACUCCUUCGUGCAUACCUCGAUGCGCUCCCUCGUUCGUACCUCUCAGACUCGUCAUUACCCGUCGCGCCUUCCAUGGACGCAAAAAGCACACUACCGCUAGAUCAUUCGAUUUUGCGCAGCGUCUCAGCCAUGUUGGCCCGUAUCAAGAUUCUUGCGCCACCAGAUUCAGACGCCUUCAACCUUGAAUCACAACAAGAAGCCUCGGAUGUCCAGCUCGUCAAUCUUCUCUCAUCCAUCACCAAUUCCGUGUCGGCGGCUAGGGAUCUCGGACGCACCAGCCAGCUAGUUGAGAACGCCAAGUCCCAGAACAGGAGCCGAAUGGGCAUGAACGGCGGCAUGUCUGGCGGCUACGGAGGAGGCGACAGCAACUUUCUCGGCACCGUCAUGAGCGGUGGAAGUCUGGGUGGAGACAGAAUUCCACCGGCAGAUGGUCCGCUGACAUUUACGAUGAAUCCCGCAGAUCUCCCAUUUCUCAACGUGGACGAAUCUGAUGACGACGACUACGACGAAUCCGACGACGAGUACGAAUGGGACACUCGACACCGUGUCGCCAGUUUUGCCUUCUCGAUGCUCAUUCUCAUGCUCUGUCCUUUUAUCAUAACCUUUAUCGUGAUCGCGACAGUGCUCCUGGGGCCCUGCCAGGCCACCUUGUUUCUCAUUCGCCGCACCUACCGCUUCUGGAUCCGUCAUGUCCUCUGCAGGCUUUGGCGCUGGUUCCUCGAACGUUGUCGUCGCGGUCUGUAG
This is a messenger RNA of Plenodomus lingam JN3, 1620 nucleotides long. RefSeq lists its product as uncharacterized. Gene Ontology annotation, cellular component: COP9 signalosome. The record is from RefSeq and is a predicted model, not a curated record. Lineage: Eukaryota; Fungi; Ascomycota; Dothideomycetes; Pleosporales; Leptosphaeriaceae.